CACACAUACAAGUGUAGUCUUAUUGGACAUUGACAUUGUUCAGCUUCAUCAUGGCUGGACACCUGCUGUUAGUCGUCCUCAUGUAUUCCUUUUCUGAGAUGAAAGCACAAGCUCUUCUUCCACCUAAGCUGACAGUGAAUCCAGCAGUGAUCACACAGACAGAAACAGUCACACUGAACUGUCAGACUCCAUCACAUCUUAAUUUGUCUGAGUGUUAUUUUCGAAUGGUAAGAGGACAAACUGGCAAAAGCUUCCCUUGCCUGCAGACCCUGACGGGAACUGAGCUGCUGAAGAUGGCCAAUCAGAGUUCACCUGCUGAGGUUCAAGUGACAUGUUUUUACCUUUACGUGUCUCAAUCUCCCGACAGUGAUCCAUCCUCCAUCAUCAUUCGAACUCUUCUUCCAUCUAAACUGACAGUGAAUCCAGCAGCGAUCAACGAGACCGACUCAGUCACCCUGAACUGUCAGACUCCUUCAUCUGUUUCUGUGUCUCUGUGUUAUUUCUUCACUCUAAGUGGAGGGAGUGUCAGAGGACUCUCAUGUCUGCAGACCCUGACAGGAACUGAGCUGCUGAACAUGGCCCAUCACAGUUUACCCGCUGAGGUUCAAGUGACAUGUUUCUACACUGUAAAGGUUGGAGAGAAAAGUUAUCCAUCACCACACAGUGACACGUCGUCCAUCACCAUACACACCCCGAAUCCCCCGAUGAUCGAACAUUUAAACAAGCAGAACACAAGGAUACAAUCGUGGCAGAGGAUCGAUCAAGGUGAUUGA
Perca flavescens (yellow perch) is the source of this 773-nucleotide messenger RNA. RefSeq lists its product as uncharacterized. Lineage: Eukaryota; Metazoa; Chordata; Actinopteri; Perciformes; Percidae. The transcript is spliced from 5 exons. The record is from RefSeq and is a predicted model, not a curated record. The coding region runs from base 51 to 773 and encodes 240 amino acids.